AUGGAGAAUGAUAAAAGAGGCCAAGGCUACACUUCAGCCCCAGCUUCCCAUGGCCCAGCUCCCUAUGGCCCAGCUCCCCAUGGGCCAGCUCCCUAUGGCCCAGCUCCCCAUGGCCCAGCUCCUCAUGGACCGGCUCCCCAUGGACCGGCUCCCCAUGGACCAGCUCCCUAUGGCCCAGCUCCCCAUGGACCAGCUCCUCAUGGACCGGCUCCCCAUGGACCAGCUCCCCAUGGACCAGCUCCUUAUGCAUGCUACAGUGAAGCCCCAGCGCCUGCUCCGAAACCAAGAGUUGUGACCACUGCAAGCAUAAAGCCCUCGGUCUAUCAGCCAGCAGCUCCAGCACCUGCCCCACCAUCGGUGUCCACACAUACCUAUAUUCCAAGCCAAGCUGAGCCUUCAAGUCGUCCCCCCUGGGUGACAGAUGACUCCUUCUCCCAAAAGUUUGCUCCUGGGAAAAGUACAACCACUGUCACAAAGCACAUUCUGCCCAAGGGUGCUCCGGUGCCUCCAUCUUCUGCAGCACCUCCCCCAAUUCCUGCAUCCAUCCAGGCUCCUGCUAUCGCACGGGGGACAAUCCAAAGAGCAGAACGCUUCCCCGCCAGUAGCCGAACUCCACUCUGUGGACAUUGUAACAGCAUCAUCAGAGGGCCCUUCUUGGUAGCCAUGGGUCGCUCUUGGCAUCCUGAGGAAUUCUACUGUGCUUAUUGCAAGGCUUCUCUGGCUGAUGUGGGCUUUGUGGAAGAACAAAACAGUGUCUACUGUGAGCAUUGCUACGAACAGUUCUUUGCCCCGACCUGUGCCAGAUGCCAUAUCAAGAUCAUGGGGGAAGUGAUGCAUGCUUUGAGGCAAACUUGGCACACCACUUGCUUUGUCUGUGCCGCCUGUCGGAAGCCGUUUGGAAACAGCCUCUUCCACAUGGAGGAUGGAGAACCCUACUGUGAGAAAGACUAUGUUGCCUUAUUCAGUACCAAAUGUCACGGAUGCGACUUCCCCGUUGAGGCUGGAGACAAAUUCAUCGAGGCCCUUGGUCACACCUGGCAUGAUACAUGCUUCAUUUGUGCUGUCUGCCAUGUCAAUUUGGAAGGUCAACCGUUUUAUUCGAAGAAAGAUAAGCCUUUGUGCAAGAAACACGCCCAUGCCAUCAACGUCUAAAGAAAAAUCCGGAAGGGAAUAAUGAAGCAAAAAAGGGUGGAGGUUGAUUCAACAGAUUAAAUAUAGAUCACUAUGGAUUUCUGAGGAUAGG
Thamnophis sirtalis is the source of this 1243-nucleotide messenger RNA. Lineage: Eukaryota; Metazoa; Chordata; Lepidosauria; Squamata; Natricidae. The record is from RefSeq and is a predicted model, not a curated record.